AUGGCGGACAAUAACAUCCGUCCUGGUGUUCGCAGCCUUUUGGCCAAGUUUGAGAACAGCCCGAGCCAAGUAACUUCGCCGCCCUCUCGUGGAAGAUCUCCCGACAGCUCAGAUACCCCAGGCUCAACCCGCCAACUUUCCAGAGUUCGAGCAAGCUUUGUGACGGUCGACGGUGUGGUCCAAUCGAACCCAGGAUCGCCAUUGCGAAAGACAAGCGGACGAAGCGAUAGUCCAGGAAUGUUUGGACCAAAGAUCAACGAGCAAGAGGUGGAAGCCCGUCGGCAGAAUGUGGCAUCCCCAACACCUGCGGGGUUGAAUGACGGCCAAGAGGGCGUCCUUGAUCAGAUGCUUAAGCCUACCCAGCCGGAGGCAACCUCGCCCGUUGCGCCCAAGGAAAAUGACAAGCAAGAAUCCCCCACUGCUGUCAAUCCUUCACCACCAGCAAAGGAAACCUCACCAGCACCACCUGCGAUGACUGAGAGUGCCACCGUACCUGUCCCCGCGCCCACUCGCGGAGCGUCAGGCGCCCCAGCAACUUCCGAUAAACUGGCCACCAAGGCAGUCACAAAGCGCCCAUCGACUAUCAAUACCGCGAAAGCAACUCCCGCGCAUAAGUCCCCCUCUACCGCAACAUCGACUGCGACCAAACAACCUGCUACGGCAACCACAAAGACCGCCCGAGAGACAGCCAAGGAGCGCGCUGGUACGCUUGCAACUAAACCAAGUCGCCCUUCUUUGAAUCCAGCAACUAAAACCGCUCCUCGAACAACCAGGGGCUCGACACCAUCUCAAGAGAGCUCGAAAGUAUCGCCCCCGAACAGCGCUAAGUCUCGGCCAAGAUCGCCCACCAGACCUGCCCGUCUGCCACCCUCUAUGACUGCGCAGACGCAAGCAUCUUCUGCUAAAACGGGCACUUCUGCGCCUAGCAACGGCCGAGCUACCACUACGGCUUCAACACUUACAAGAAAACCAUCCUCUCUCAAGAGUGCUGCCGCUGCCGGCCAUUCACGGGCUACUGGUACUGCCGCCGGCCUACGCAAACAGUCGUCUCGGCCUUCACUUCCCGCUCAGCCAGCGCAAGAGCGACCCAGCUCACGUACCAGUGAUGUGGGGGCCAGCGCAAAGCCUGUCAACGAAGGAUUCCUUGCAAGAAUGAUGCGCCCAACUGCCAGUUCGGCCAGUAAGACCCACGAGCGGUCGGAUGCCAAACCUCCUCAAAAGGAUAUCAAGCCUACACAAAAGCCUGUUGCGACUUCCAAGGCCCCGCGUCCAUCCAUGGGACGGGCACCUGAGCGCAGCGUACAGCCUAAGGCAAAGCCCGCAACCCUACGGCCCCAUUCUGAGAAGUUCCAGGCCCCUAACAAGGACUCAGUCCCGAAGAAGGAUAGCAAGGAUGUCAAGGUCUGCCAAGUUGAGCAAGAAAGUGAAAAGGAAAAUACUGAGGACUCUACGCCUGUAAUUCCAGAGGAGCCCGAAGUUGAAGCUCCAGUCAAGCCAGCAGUCGAUGUCAGUGGUGAUAAACCUGUCGACACCAUCAAGCGCGAGGAUGCCUCCGAGCAAGCUAAGCCAACUGCUAUUGAACCCUCAGCGGAAAGCCACGUUGAAGCUCCCGUUGAAUCUGUCAAGCCAGCUGCCGAAGUGGAAGCACCCUUGGCCCCUUCUCAGACCACGGAGACUCCCGAACCUGUCCAGGCUUCCACUGAAGGCGCUGCCGAACUCGAACAGUCGAAUGAGGCUCCAGCAGUAUCCCCGGUGCCUGAUAUUGAAGAAGCUGCUGAAAUUCCGACUGAAAUAACUGGAGAAGAAGAAUUUGAGAUCCAAACGGAAACGCCCGAGGAUGUUUACCAAACACCCGCUGAUCCAACCGAUGACAAUGAGACCAUCGCUAUCCCUCAAAUGGAGGAUGCUUUGGUCGAAGAUCCCGUGGCUUCUCAGCCAUCCGACGCUCCUUCCAACAAGGAAGUGAAAGAAACCUCUGAGCCCACGAAGGAAAUCGGCACUCCCGAGGCCCUGGCUGAGUCGGAAGAAGAGCAUGUUGCUAAGGAGUCAAAUCUUGCUCAACAUCCCGUGAAUGAGGCCGGAAAAAAGGUCGAGGACAUUGAUUUCGUCAACCUUGCCCUCAAUUAA
Messenger RNA from Penicillium angulare, 2127 nucleotides. RefSeq lists its product as uncharacterized. Lineage: Eukaryota; Fungi; Ascomycota; Eurotiomycetes; Eurotiales; Aspergillaceae. The record is from RefSeq and is a predicted model, not a curated record. The coding region runs from base 1 to 2127 and encodes 708 amino acids. The transcript has a single exon.